Molecule: messenger RNA, 1842 nt
Organism: Oppia nitens
Lineage: Eukaryota; Metazoa; Arthropoda; Arachnida; Sarcoptiformes; Oppiidae
Product: zinc finger protein 143-like
Exons: 1
Coding region: 1-1842 (613 amino acids)
Biological process (GO): regulation of transcription by RNA polymerase II
Cellular component (GO): nucleus
Molecular function (GO): DNA-binding transcription factor activity, RNA polymerase II-specific; RNA polymerase II cis-regulatory region sequence-specific DNA binding
Source: RefSeq, a predicted model, not a curated record
AUGGUUGUGACAAUUGACGACAUUUUGGAUCAAUUGUGGAGUGAAAACACACGACUACUCAAAGAGUUAGUGUUUGCCAACAAAUGUCUGAAUAUUUUGGAUGAAUUGAAAUCAGAAUUGAAUUUAAUUUACAAGAAGUUUGAGACACAACUGAACACUGAAGACAAGUUCAACCAAUUGAGACAUCAAUUGAAUUAUAUUUGCGAUCAAAGACAUGAUAAAGACUUUGCAGAAUCUAAGCGGAAAACAUGUGAUAUAAGCGAUACAAAUGAUACAAAAGUUGUGGAUAAAUCUGAUUCAGAAGAUAUACAAGAAGUUGUGGACAAUAAUCAAGUCAUUGAUAACCACAAAGAUGUUACUGUUGUCAACACAUCAACUGAUACACUGAUCACAAGUAGUAGUAGUAGUAGUAGUAGUAGUAAUGGUAGUCAACAACAAAGUGGUCAACUUUUACUGCCGAUGAAACCACAGCAAUCAGUGACCGACAAUCGGAUUCAAAUUAAACGUCGUUUUUUGAUAAUACGUCCCAAUAAUGUCGGACACAAAGUGUCUGAUUUUAAAGCCAAAUCUUCAACACAAUUAACUACAACUAAGUUAUCAUUAAUUAGUUUGUCUAACAAUACUACUACUACUAAUAAUAAUAAUAAUAAUGUGGUUCAGACCUAUUGUCGACAAAUGUCUGAAACAAAUGAUAGUUUAUUGCCAUCUGAUUUAGCGCCGAAAGAAUUACCAAAUUUAGUGGUCAAUAAUGGAUUACAAUUGAAGUGUAAGGAGAAUAAUGGAGACAAUAUUAUUAUGGAUAAUAAUAAUAACAAUGAAAAUAGUUUAACCAUUAGAUCGAUACAGACUAUCGGUAAAGUGGGAUCAGUUAGAGAUGACCGCACAGUUGUUGUCGACGGUAUUAAAAAUAAAAAGAUUUUAACUAAAAGCGAUUGCUUUGACUCGACAACCAAUUCAUAUAUUUGUCGACUAAAUAAUUGUAACAAAUCUUACAAAAAUCUGAAGAGAUUUUUAGCACAUCGAAAGAUAUGUAAACCAACGGUUCCCAAGAUUCAAAAGAAGAAAUUGAUUUUAGAUAAUAAUGAAAAAUAUAAGUGUCGUUACGAUGGCUGCGACAAAAACUUUCGCAACAGAAGUGGUCUAUCAUAUCAUAAAAUUUUGACUCACGAGAGACACACAAUAAAGUGGAUGAAAUGCCAGUACACUGACUGCCAGUAUAAGUGUAGAAGAGACUAUCAAAUGAAGAAACAUCUUAAUGGUAAACAUUCAGACAUUAAGACAUUUAUCUGUUCCAUCAGUGGAUGUUUUAAAGCAUUCAAAACAUCGAAUAGUUUACAAAAACAUUCACUUAUUCAUCAAAAUGUUGUAUUCAGAUGUGAUGUCGAUGGAUGUCAACGAAAGUUCAGACAUAAAACUGCUUUAACGAGACAUUUGAUUGAACACAGCAAUGAACCGAUGCUCGUCUGUUCGGUAAAUGGAUGUCCGGAUAAGUUUUUUACCGAUAAAGAGCGUAAAAAACAUCUAAAGUUAAUUCAUAAUAAAUCGUAUAAAAGGAAAUGGCCGAUGAAACGGUGCGAAUGGCCCGGUUGUGAAUAUUUCGGUAAACGAGUGGCCAGACAUAUGGAAGUUCAUACGGGAGAGAAACGGUAUCCGUGUGUUUGGCCACAAUGUGACAAACGGUUUAGGGAUUUGGGAAAACUUAACGAUCAUAUGAAUAUACAUAACAAUGUUAAGCCGUAUGCGUGUCGUUGGCCCGGUUGUGACUACCGGUGCGCUAACAAUACAAAUAUUUGGAUACAUAUGAGACAAGUGCACAAAACAAAAUCAUCGACAAAAUCAUGA